AAAAUAUUCAAUAUUAAGAAAAAACAACAACUAGUUACCCACCCUACCUUCUUUUUGUAUUAUAUAGAGAUGAAUCCAUAUCAACAACCAUACGGUUAUCCACCACAAGGAGGUAUGCCACCACAAGGAUAUCCAAUGCAACCAGGUAUGCCAAUGCAACCUGGCUAUCCAAUGCAACCAGGAAUGCCAAUGCAACCAGGUUAUCCUAUGCAACCAGGUAUGCCUAUGCAACCAAUGCCAAUGCAACCUGGAAUGCCAAUGCAACCAAUGGGCCAACCUGGAUAUUAUGCUCCACCAACUGGUUAUGUUCAACCACCAGUGAGUUAUAAUACCACAACUAACUAUGCUUAUCCACCUACUCAUGGUCACGGAUAUUAUCAUCAUGGAAAGAAGAUGAAGUUCGGUAAGAGAAUGAAGUUUGGUAAGAAAUUUGGUAAAUUCGGAAAGAAGUGGUUCUAAAUUAAUUCUAGAUGAUCUUAUUUCUAUAAAUUAUUGAUUUAUUGUCAA
Messenger RNA from Naegleria gruberi, 507 nucleotides. RefSeq lists its product as uncharacterized. Bases 70 to 459 code for a protein of 129 amino acids. The transcript is spliced from 2 exons. The record is from RefSeq and is a predicted model, not a curated record. Lineage: Eukaryota; Heterolobosea; Eutetramitea; Acrasida; Naegleriidae.